This is a messenger RNA of Cygnus atratus (black swan), 781 nucleotides long. RefSeq names its product small integral membrane protein 15 (gene SMIM15). The coding region runs from base 151 to 375 and encodes 74 amino acids. The transcript is spliced from 2 exons. The record is from RefSeq and is a predicted model, not a curated record. NCBI's taxonomy places the organism in Eukaryota, Metazoa, Chordata, Aves, Anseriformes, Anatidae.
CAGCCCCCCGCGGCCCCAGCCGCCGCCGGGCGGCCAUGACGGGGCGGGGCGGUGCCGCUGUAAGCAGGCGCGGCGGGGCCACCGCCCCCCUUCCUGCUUCCGCCGUGCGGCCCCGCAGCGCUCCGCGUCGCCGCUUGAGGAGCGGGGAAGAUGUUGGACGUGAAGGGCUGGGCCGAGUACGUCGUGGAGUGGGCUGCCAAGGACCCGUACGGCUUCCUCACCACGGUCAUCCUGGCCCUGACGCCGCUGUUCAUAAUCAGCGCGGCGCUGUCGUGGAAGCUCGCGAAAAUGAUCGAGGCCAGGGAGCGAGAGCAAAAGAAGAAGCAGAAACGCCAGGAGAACAUUGCAAAAGCCAAGCGAGCAAAGAAGGAUUAAAUGGGCAGGAAAGGCCUUCCUCGUGAAAAGAAUCCACUUUUUUAUUGAAGCACUGUUGGACGUCUUGUGUUGUAACCUUCCUUUGAUACUUGAUCCUCUUACAUCUUGAAGUAUGAAAUUUAACUCCUUCAGUAUAUUUUUUUCUGCCGAAAUGAUCUGUGUUAAAGUUUGCCCAAGUGACACAUGUUACAGCCAUUUAAUCUACUUGUGUUCCAGUGCAGGCUGCUUUUCUAAAUUUGCAUGUUAAAUUCAAAAAUGAAUUAGUUGGGUGGCACUGGGGGCAUUUAUUUAUUAUUAUUUUUUUUCUAUAGCUGAGCUAUGACUUAACAAGUGUCUUAAAAGUGUCAAAUUAUGGGGAUGACUCAUUAAAUGCUAUAACCUUUGGUUUCUUGGUAUAGCAAGCCAU